UGUAACGCAAUCUGAAUGUCCUCCAUGGUUGCAGUUUGAAAGCUGCCAGCAAAUGCGCCUAGAAAAAUGUCAAUGUCACGUUUUAUCCAGACUACAAACCGCUUGACUUUAUUGCAAAGAAAAAUUUCCCGUCAGAAUCUAUGGACCUCUUUGCAGAAUGCAGCGAGAAGAUCAAACUCAUGUUUACAUGGUCUUCCAAUCCGCCAUUUUCAUAGCUCAAAACGGAGGCAAAGAGAGCUUCAUGAAUACGAUGAGGUGUUCAAGAAGUCUAUCGAAGAACCAGAGGAAUUUUGGGCAGAGUUAGCAGAAGAAAUUGAUUGGUAUAAGCCAUUUACGAAAGUUGUGGACAAUAACAACCAGCCUUUUACAAAAUGGUUUGUCGGUGGUGAGAUGAACACUUGCUACAACUGUCUUGAUCGACAUAUUGAAAAUGGAAGAGGGAAACGAACAGCUUUGAUUUACGACAGUCCAUUGAGUGGCAAAGUAGAAAUGUACUCAUAUGAAAACUUACAACGUCUAGUUGCAAAGUUUGCUGGUGCUCUGGCACAAUUAAAUGUUGGCAAAGGAGAUCGAGUUGUUAUUUAUAUGCCAAUGAUUCCACAGGCUGUGAUAGCCAUGUUAGCUUGUGCUCGACUUGGUGCUAUUCACUCUGUUGUAUUUGGAGGUUUUGCAGCCCAGGAGUUGGCAAGGAGGAUUGAACACGCUGAACCACGCAUUGUGGUGACAGCAUCCUGUGGUCUUGAGCCAACUCGUUUGGUCUAUUAUAAACCACUGUUGGAUGAGGCAAUAAAGAUGUCAAAAUUCAAGCCGUCAACAUGUGUUGUGUACCAAAGAGACCCGUGUUCAGGGGGCAUUAUCCCAGGGCAGGACAUCAGCUGGGAUCAAGUGAUGGAGAAAGCACAGCCCCAUGACUGUGUACCUGUGCUUUCAACUGAUCCUUUGUAUAUUCUCUAUACCUCUGGUACCACAGGUGACCCAAAGGGUAUUGUGCGACCAAAUGGAGGACAUGCUGUAGCUCUUAACUGGAGCAUGAGAAAUUUGUAUGGGAUUAAUCCUGGAGAGGUGUGGUGGGCUGCAUCUGAUCUUGGCUGGGUGGUAGGUCAUUCCUACAUAGUUUAUGCUCCUUUGUUGUCUGGUUGCACAACUGUUUUAUUUGAGGGUAAACCAGUAGGUACUCCAGAUGCUGGGGCAUUCUUUAGAGUCAUCGAACAACAUAAAGUUGUGAGCAUGUUUACGGCGCCAACAGCUAUUAGGAUCAUUAGAGCAGAGGACCCAAACUGUGAAUUAAUUAAAGAAUACGACUUGUCACAUUUUCGCGAAUUGUUCGUGGCUGGUGAACACAUGGACAAAGAUACCAUGCAGUGGGCCAGGAGGGCCAUUAGUGCACCGGUUUAUGACAACUGGUGGCAGACUGAAACUGGCUGGGCCAUCACAGCACACGCUGUGGGCCUGGGGCGACCCAUGGAUGAGCAUUUACAGACAACUGGAAAAGCAGUUCCAGGAUACAAUGUGAAAAUACUCAAGGAAGACUUAACCGAAGCAGACCGGGGAGAUCUGGGCCAAGUCGUUGUCAAGCUUCCGCUUCCUCCUGGAACAAUGGCGACCCUUUGGAAGGCUGACGACAGAUUCGUCAAAACAUAUUUCACUAAAUAUCCGGGAUAUUACGACUCUAGUGACGACGGUGUUAUGGAUGACGAUGGAUUUGUGUCAAUCAUGGCACGCACUGAUGACGUCAUUAAUGUAGCAGGCCACAGGAUCUCCACUAAAUCUCUAGAGGAGGGAAUGAUUCGUCUCGAUUUUGUGAUCGAUGCAGCAUGCGUUGGACUUGAAGACCCGAUUAAGGGUCACUUGCCAGUUGGAUUUAUAGUCAUCGAUAAAACGAGUGGUGUUUCCCGAGAAGAUGCAAUCGAACAAGUCAUUCAGAGUGUGCGUGAGUUUGUUGGUCCUGUGGCGGCAUUUAAAACUGCUAUUGUUGUACCAACUCUUCCCAAGACCCGCUCUGGAAAAACUGUGAGAGGUGUUCUUUCCAAAAUCCUUCAUGGCAAAACAUAUAAAAUUACUCCAACAAUGGAAAACCCGCACGUUUUAGAGGAUAUUGAAGCAAUUGUACGCGAAGAAGGAAUCAUUGAAAGGACACUGAAAUAGCGAAACGGUUAUUCUGCAGAAUGUAGGAAACACUUAGGAAAUGACAUAUUUUAGUUUUGAUAGAUCGGAAGAUUAUUAAUAGAAAUUAUAUAAACCAACCAAACAAAUGAAGUGUAUACCUUCAUUAACCCGAAGAGUGACUUUCACACAAAGAUAUCGAUGGGAACCAUAAGAGCCAUAGUUACGGAUAGGGAGUCAACGAGUUUAUAAAGCUUUAUUAGCUGAAGCGCGCGGAAUUCUACGUUUCAGCUUACUUCUAGCCUUUUUUUUUUUUUUUCGUUCUCCAUCACCGUUCAAUUGUAUUUGCCAUAUGGGAACUCAUUAUAUAGAAAGUAGCGCCGUUGGACCAUUUAACUCUGGUUGGACGGACGUCGUGAUUGGUUAUUAAAUGUCUCUCAGUUGCAGAAUGUCCUCAAGAAGGGGGGGGGGAUGAUAGGUGAAUUACUCUCCCUUUAUAUUCUAUCGCUUCUCUUUGAAGCGAAGUUGGCAAACAACACGAAUGGCAACCUACCUGUGAGUAUCAAAACAGAUGUAGCUGUACGGAGAAAUAAUAAAAUAUCAUGAGCCAAAAUGGUAGAAAUGCCUUGCACUGAUAACCGUUGGGCGUCAUUCUCGUUUCUGGAACGCCUUGAACUGAAUCUCGUUUUGCCUGUUAUCUCGAAAGUACUUUUCUCGUUCAUGUCCUUCUCCGUUUCGUCUCCACGCGCAUAUCAGCUUGAUUCCUCUCC
Stylophora pistillata is the source of this 2873-nucleotide messenger RNA. Its product is annotated as acyl-CoA synthetase short-chain family member 3, mitochondrial. Gene Ontology annotation, molecular function: propionate-CoA ligase activity. NCBI's taxonomy places the organism in Eukaryota, Metazoa, Cnidaria, Anthozoa, Scleractinia, Pocilloporidae. The record is from RefSeq and is a predicted model, not a curated record. Gene Ontology annotation, cellular component: mitochondrial matrix.